AUGGAGGCAAUCUCUUCAGCGCUCUCUGCGCUCUCCAUCCAAACCGAAAAGGCGGUCAAGCACGCUGCUGCCACUAGCCCCGAAAGCUGGAGGUCUGCUGUUGCCGAUGUCGCUUCUUCGCUUGGUUUGACUUCCCAGAACUUCACCAAGACGGUCGUCUUCAAACCAAAGACUGCCAAAACUGCAGCUCCUACUCCCGUGGUACUCAUUGCAAAAGAUGACUCCGAGUACAACACUGGCGCAAUAGCAAAACAUAUCGGCCAGAAGGAGAUGCGUCUCGCUGCCCCUGAGGUACUCAAGGAGUUUCUCAACGCCACCAAGGACGACGUUUCUGCACUCAGCAUUACAAAAGACAACGCAUCGCAGCUCAUCGCCAUCCUUGAUGCCAGCCUUGCCACCAGCACCGACCACUUUGCCGUUCACGCCUCGAGCUCCGAGCAGACGCUGUUCAUGACUGGUGCUGAGAUCGCAAAGUACCUUCAGAGCACCGGUGUCAAGCUCGAGGUCAUCGACUUUGCCAAGCUCAAGGCCGAGGCUGCUACUCCGGCUGCAAAGGCUUCCGCCCCUUCGUCCAGCUCCGCCUCCGCCCCGGGCUCCACGCAGGGUUCCAUCGCCGCUUCGAACAAGGCCAAAGCCGCCGAGGCUGCCAAAAUUCCAGAUGCGGAGCAGAUCGGUAUCACUGUGCGCAAGGCUGGUGACUUCCCCGAAUGGUACACUCAGGUGCUCCGCAAGGGUGACAUGCUCGACUACUAUGAUGUUUCUGGCUGCUACAUUCUCAAGCCAUGGUCUUACUUUGUCUGGCAGUCCAUCCAGAACUUUUUCGAUGCCGAGAUCAAGAAGAUUGGCGUCGAGAACUGCUACUUUCCCAUGUUUGUUUCCGCCGACGUACUCGAGCGUGAGAAGGACCACAUCGAAGGUUUCGCUCCCGAGGUUGCUUGGGUCACCAAGGCUGGUAGCAGCGACCUCGAGCGUCCGGUUGCAAUUCGACCCACCUCGGAAACUGUCAUGUACCCGUACUACGCCAAAUGGAUUCAGUCACACCGUGAUCUGCCGCUCAAGCUGAACCAGUGGAACAGCGUCGUUCGAUGGGAAUUCAAGCAUCCGCAGCCUUUCCUGCGAACACGAGAAUUCCUCUGGCAGGAAGGUCACACGGCGCACAUCUCGCUUGAGGAGGCGGACAAGGAGGUGAUGCACAUCCUCGACCUCUACCGUCAAGUCUACGAAAAGUUGCUUGCCGUUCCCGUCGUCCCGGGUGUCAAGUCCGAAAAGGAGAAAUUUGCAGGUGGUUACUACACCACGACUGUGGAAGGCUUCGUGCCUACCACUGGCCGUGGUAUCCAGGGUGGUACCUCGCAUUGCUUGGGCCAAAACUUUUCGAAAAUGUUUGGAAUCAUGGUCGAAGAUCCCAAGGCUCCCGAGGAGUUCAGGGGCAAGGACGAGGGAAAGCUGCAUGUGUGGCAGAACUCGUGGGGUCUCUCCACUCGUACUAUCGGUGUCAUGGUCAUGGUGCACGGUGACGACGAUGGCCUCGUGAUGCCUCCACGUGUUGCUCAGGUUCAGGUGAUCAUCAUCCCCUGCGGCAUUGGUGUCAAGACCAGUGCUCAGGAGAAGCAAAACAUCAUGGAUGCGUGUGAUCAGACCGCCAAGGAUCUGCAAGCUGCCGGCAUCCGAGCGAAAGCUGAUCUGCGCGACAACUACAGCCCUGGUUUCAAGUUCAACGACUGGGAACUUCGCGGUGUCCCCGUACGCCUCGAGAUCGGUCCCAAGGACCUCGAAAAGAAAUCCGUCGUUGCUGUGCGACGUGACAACAAGGCCAAGACGUCGUUCUCUGUCGACGGCCUGUAUGGCUCGAUCUCGACUUUGCUCGACCAGAUCCAUGAUGACAUGUUUGCCAAGGCGGAUGCAGAGUACCGCUCGCGACGCAAAGUGUGCGAACAGUGGGAUGAUUUCACUCGCAUCCUCAACGAUAAGUGUCACGUCGUGAUCCCCUGGUGCGAGGUGGAAGCGUGCGAGGACGAGAUCAAGAAGCGCAGCGCUCGACAGGCUGUUGCAGGUGAAGCCGAGGACGAGAGGGCUCCAAGCAUGGGUGCCAAGUCGUUGUGCAUUCCCUUUGACCAGGCGCAGUUCGGUGACAUCAGCGGUAAGAAGUGCCCUCAGUGUGGUGCGGAUGCAAAGAGGUGGACCAUGUUCGGUCGCAGUUACUAG
Mycosarcoma maydis (corn smut) is the source of this 2205-nucleotide messenger RNA. RefSeq names its product putative proline-tRNA ligase. Gene Ontology annotation, biological process: prolyl-tRNA aminoacylation. The record is from RefSeq and is a predicted model, not a curated record. Gene Ontology annotation, molecular function: ATP binding; proline-tRNA ligase activity; aminoacyl-tRNA deacylase activity. NCBI's taxonomy places the organism in Eukaryota, Fungi, Basidiomycota, Ustilaginomycetes, Ustilaginales. Gene Ontology annotation, cellular component: cytoplasm; aminoacyl-tRNA synthetase multienzyme complex. The coding region runs from base 1 to 2205 and encodes 734 amino acids. The transcript has a single exon.